This is a messenger RNA of Drosophila serrata, 2422 nucleotides long. It is a transcript of the gene mnd, whose product is annotated as L-type amino acid transporter minidiscs. Gene Ontology annotation, cellular component: membrane. The record is from RefSeq and is a predicted model, not a curated record. Lineage: Eukaryota; Metazoa; Arthropoda; Insecta; Diptera; Drosophilidae. Gene Ontology annotation, molecular function: L-amino acid transmembrane transporter activity. Gene Ontology annotation, biological process: amino acid transmembrane transport.
GGAGCGUGUAGCGAGCGGUUGUCCCUGUAACCCGCGGUGUUAUUUUCAUUCGCAUUAAAAAUCAAAGACACGUUUUUCCAUAACAAAGAUGCGAACUCUAUGAAACCACGUGUGUUCCCCUUAUAUAGCUUAUCGGUCUCUGGAUAUAUUGAUAUAUAGUGUGUGCUCUUGUGUGUACAUAUGUGAAAUAAGUGAACAAAAAACAACAACAGCACAAAAAAACCAUGUGGACUGAACCCAACUGAACUGUAUUCGAAGCUCCACGCUGGCACAGACCCAAAGCUGAUAAAAAAAUAUACAAAAACCACAAGUAAAAGUAAAGUUAAACCAAGAUAAAAUCAAGUAAAUCAACAGCUAAAGAUCGUUAAAGUGAGAAUCCUAAAGGAAGAAACCUCAAGGAAGAAAGGAUCAAAUCAAAUAUCCACAAAAAGUGUCAAUUAUCAAAGUUUCAAGCAAUGAACCCAACUGAAAACCUUUAAAAACAAAUAACAAAUAUACAAAUUAAAAGAAAUAACAAAUCUAAGAUCUAUAAAAUCCUUCACAAAAAUAUGGCUCGCGUUCAGGCCAGUGACUCCCUGAUUCCCCGCCAGGUCUUUGAGGUUCCGCCGGCGGAACCCAAUAAUUCCACGGCGGAUAGUGGCAGCCAGGGUUCCGGUGUCAAGCUGAAGAAGCAAAUUGGUCUUCUGGAUGGAGUGGCCAUCAUUGUUGGCGUCAUCGUCGGCUCCGGCAUCUUUGUCAGUCCCAAGGGUGUACUCAAAUUCUCUGGAUCCAUUGGACAAUCGCUCAUCGUUUGGGUUCUCUGCGGUGUCCUCAGCAUGGUGGGCGCCCUAUGUUACGCGGAAUUGGGCACAAUGAUCCCAAAAUCGGGAGGAGAUUAUGCCUAUAUUGGCAUUGCAUUUGGACCUCUCCCCGCAUUUCUCUAUCUGUGGGUGGCCCUUUUAAUUUUGGUGCCCACGGGUAAUGCCAUCACUGCCCUAACCUUUGCCCAGUAUCUGCUGAAACCCUUCUGGCCCUCCUGCGAGGCGCCCAUUGAAGCUGUUCAGCUACUGGCUGCUGCCAUGAUAUGUGUGCUGACCGUUAUCAAUUGCUAUAAUGUCAAGUGGGUGACACGUGUGACGGACAUUUUCACCGGCACCAAAGUGGUUGCCUUACUGGUGAUUGUCGGCGCCGGUGUCUGGUGGCUGCUGGAUGGAAAUACAGAGCACUGGAAUAAACCCUUUGCUGGAAGUCUGCAGACACCUGGCUUUAUUGCCUUGGCCUUUUACAGUGGCCUCUUUUCGUACUCCGGUUGGAACUACCUGAACUUUGUGACCGAGGAGCUAAAGGAUCCCUACCGAAAUCUGCCCAAAGCUAUUUGCAUUUCAAUGCCUGUUGUUACGAUCAUUUAUAUGAUCACAAAUAUCGCCUACUUUUCGGUGCUGUCGCCGGAUGAGAUUCUGUCAUCGGAUGCUGUUGCUGUGACCUUUGGCGACAAGAUGCUGGGCUAUCUGUCCUGGAUAAUGCCCUUUGCCGUGGCCUGCUCUACCUUUGGAUCGCUAAAUGGUGCGAUCUUUGCCUCCUCACGAUUGUUUUUCGUGGGAGCAAGAAAUGGACAUCUGCCGGCGGCCAUUUCGCUAAUCAAUGUCAACUGCCUGACGCCGGUGCCUUCGCUGAUAUUCCUGGGCGUGAUAACACUGCUCCUGCUGUUCAUCAAGGAUACCUACGUACUGAUCAAUUAUGUGAGCUAUGUGGAGGCCCUGUUCACACUCAUCUCGGUGUCCGGUUUGCUGUGGCUUCGCUACAAACAGCCCAAGACGGAGAGACCCAUCAAGGUUAGCCUGGCACUGCCCAUUAUCUACCUGAUCGUCUGCCUGUUCCUGGUGAUCUCCUCCUGCUCGCAGUCCCCAUACGAAGUGGGUGUGGGCACAAUCAUCAUCCUAUCCGGCAUUCCAGUCUACUAUCUGACCAUCCACAAUCCGGUCAAGUGGCUGGCGGACACCUCGCAGGCAAUCAAUCUGUGGUGUUCCAAGUUCUUCAUCUGUAUGCCCAACCAGGAGAAAUUCGACUAGGACUCAACAAAGAGAGAAAGAGAGGAGUGCCUUCUGCGAAUGGUUCGAUCAAGGGGAUUGCCUUGUAGUUAGUCUAAGUCUCAAUUAACGAAUAAGAUAGGUUAAGCAAAUGAAAAUUCAGAAAAAACCUACGCACAACAUUACAAAAAAGUGUUAUUGUAAAUAACUCAAAUGCAUUCUAUUAACUAUUAUUAUUAUUAAUAUUUGCUCUUAUUUUACAAACUAUUGUAUAUUUCACCCAAGAAAGAAGUUCCUCGUCAGCACUCAGCAAACAAAAGAAGAGAAGAAGAUACACACAUGUCUAGUAUACAAAAAGCGAACCAAUUUUUACACAUUAUACACGUAACUAGGAGCUAAUUAAUUAUUAAUAAUUA